This is a messenger RNA of Hibiscus syriacus, 783 nucleotides long. RefSeq names its product peptidyl-tRNA hydrolase 2, mitochondrial-like. The coding region runs from base 141 to 680 and encodes 179 amino acids. NCBI's taxonomy places the organism in Eukaryota, Viridiplantae, Streptophyta, Magnoliopsida, Malvales, Malvaceae. Gene Ontology annotation, molecular function: peptidyl-tRNA hydrolase activity. Gene Ontology annotation, cellular component: mitochondrion; cytosol. The record is from RefSeq and is a predicted model, not a curated record. The transcript has 8 exons.
UUUAACCCUUGCUUUGAACCCAAACGUAAAACCCCAAAGAAACUGUUCUUCCCAUUUAACCCAAAGUCAAAAACUUCAAGAUCCAACUCUGACCCACAGCUUCUAAUCGGAAAGUGGGAAAUUUUCAUUGGUUCUUUAAGAUGGUGGAUUUGUCAUGGUUGAGUGCCAUCCUAGUUGGGGCAGGCUGCCUUGCCUUGGGGUAUUGCGUUGGUAAGUGUCAUCCCACUUAUUUAUUUCUCUCAUCGAGAGGAACUACAGAUACUACAAUCUCUAAAUCAAAUAAGAAGAUCAAAGAACCCUUGGAAAUCGAAAAGUUGGCUGACAUUCUAGAGGAUUUUAAAAUGGUCCUGGUUGUAAGAAAUGAUCUUAAGAUGGGUAAAGGGAAAAUUGCCGCCCAGUGCAGUCAUGCAACUUUGGGUCUUUACAAAAAACUCCUACAUCGAGCACCAAAAUCAUUGAACAGGUGGGAGAUGUGUGCUCAGCCAAAGGUGGUGGUGAAAAUUGACAGCGAGAAAGAUAUGCUAUUUUUGCAAGAGAGGGCAAAAUCGCUAAAUAUACCAACGCAUAUCACCAUUGACGCAGGGAGAACUCAGAUCGCACCAAAUUCGAGGACGGUGAUGGCUAUUCUCGGACCUAUCGAAAUGGUGGAUGAUGUAACCGGCGGACUGAAGCUAUUGUAGCGGUUUUGUCCGAAAGGCCUCGGAUUCAAGAACUUUGAGGAGCAUCUAAUCUACAAAGUUAUGAUUAGUUUUGCUUGAAGAUAUUUCGUCCGAGAAACUUAUG